AUGAGUAGCAGCACUGUGCUCAACACUCUUCGUUCGAAACACCCGAAGCUAGCAUUACUCCAAUCCUGCUCUUCCUUCACCGACCUCAAGAUCAUCCAUGCCUUCCUCAUACGAACCCAUCUCAUCUCCGACGUCUUCGUCGCCAGCCGUCUCCUCUCCCUCUCCAAAUCAACGCAACACGCCUACAGAAUCUUCUCCCAGAUCCAAAGCCCGAACCUUUUCGUCUUCAACCUACUCAUCCGCACCUUCUCCACAAGCCCAGAACCCAGCAAAGCUUACAACUUCUACACCCAGAUGCUGAGCCUUCGCAUUCGGCCAGAUAACAUCACGUUUCCGUUUCUCGUCAAAGCCUCCGCCGAGAUGGAGUCCCUGACUUCCGGAGAGCAGAUUCAUUCCCACAUCGUUAGAUUCGGGUUCCACAACGAUGUCUACGUGGAGAACUCGCUUGUUCACAUGUACGCUGCUUGCGGGCCGUCGUCGAUCGUCGCCGCGGGGAGAGUCUUUGGAGGGAUGUCGUUUCGUGACGUGGUUUCGUGGACUUCUAUGGUGGAUGGGUACUGCAGAUGCGGGUCCGUCGACGAUGCGCGAGAGAUGUUCGACGAAAUGCCGCACAGAAAUUUGGUGACGUGGAGUAUUAUGAUUAAUGGGUAUGUGAAGAAUAAGUGUUUCGAGAAAGCGGUUGAGUUGUUUGAAGUGAUGAAACGGGAAGGUGUUGUCGCGAAUGAGACGGUUAUGGUGAGUGUUGUUUCUUCUUGUGCUCAUUUGGGUGCGCUUGAGGUUGGAGUAAAGGCGCAUGAGUAUGUGGUUGAGAAUGGAAUGACUGUGAAUCUUGUUCUUGGGACGGCUCUUGUGGAGAUGUACUGGAGGUGUGGGGAAGUGGAGAAAGCGAUUCGUGUGUUUCAGGAGGAGUUGCCUGAGAAGGAUAGCUUGAGCUGGAGUUCGAUCAUCAAAGGUCUUGCUGUGCACGGACAUGCUCACAAGGCGAUUCGUUACUUCUCUGAAAUGGUUAGGUUAGGGUUUGUACCAAGAGAUGUUACGUUCACUGCGGUUCUUUCGGCUUGUAGCCACGGUGGGUUGGUUGAGAAAGGUUUGGAAUUAUAUGAGAUGAUGAAAAGGGAAUAUAGGAUCGAGCCUAGGCUAGAGCAUUAUGGUUGCGUUGUUGACAUGCUUGGCCGUGCUGGAAAGCUAGCAGAAGCUGAGAACUUUAUCCUUGAGAUGCCGGUGAAGCCAAAUGCUCCUAUAUUGGGAGCUUUGCUUGGAGCAUGUAAGAUCUAUAAGAACGCUGAAGUGGCAGAGAGAGUAGGGAACAUGUUGAUAGAGGUGAAACCAGAACAUAGCGGCUACUAUGUCUUGCUCUCAAAUAUUUACGCGUGUGCAGGAAAAUGGGAGAAAAUAGAGAGCUUGAGGGAUAUGAUGAAGGAGAAGCUUGUUAAGAAACCACCAGGGUGGAGUGUAAUAGAGAUUGAUGGGAAAAUAAACAAGUUCUCCAUGGGAGAUGAUCAUCAGAAUCAUCCUGAAAUGGGUAAGAUCAAAAGGAAGUGGGAUGAGAUUUUGGGGAAGAUUAGAUUGGUAGGGUAUAAGGGAAACACAGGAGAUGCGUUUUUUGAUGUAGACGAAGAAGAGAAGGAGAGUGCGAUUCAUAUGCAUAGCGAGAAACUUGCUAUUGCGUAUGGUAUGAUGAAGACUAAGCCUGGUACAACAAUUAGGAUAGUGAAGAACUUGAGAGUGUGUGAAGAUUGCCAUACAGUAACAAAACAUAUCUCUGAGGUUUAUGGUAGAGAGUUUAUUGUAAGAGACCGGAAUAGAUUUCAUCAUUUUAGAAAUGGAUUAUGUUCAUGCAGAGAUUAUUGGUGACAGUUGAUUCA
Molecule: messenger RNA, 1865 nt
Organism: Raphanus sativus (radish)
Lineage: Eukaryota; Viridiplantae; Streptophyta; Magnoliopsida; Brassicales; Brassicaceae
Product: pentatricopeptide repeat-containing protein At5g06540
Exons: 1
Coding region: 1-1854 (617 amino acids)
Biological process (GO): RNA modification
Molecular function (GO): RNA binding; zinc ion binding; protein binding
Source: RefSeq, a predicted model, not a curated record